AUGCUUCUCCUAGCCGCAGUGGCACUUUUGCUUACUAGCUUGCCUUCUUAUGAGGCAAGAAAAAUCCUCCAAAUUCCAAUGAAGAGAAACCAAGACCAAGUCCCUCCAACAUUUGUGCCAGUGCCCAAUCCUCUCAGCCAAAAGGCCUUAGCCGGUGAUCAAAUUAAUGUCUCCUCUUUGCUAGGUGGACUGGAUUGGGCUCCUCGUGUUCCGGUGCCUCCAUCAGCACCCAGUCCAGGCACCUAUAUUCCCAGUUCAGCUAUGAGACAAAGAAAGAAUCCUCCACAUCCCUCUAUGCUGCAUAAUGCUUAUCAUGUUUCUCCACCCAAUCCUUUCAGCCAAAAGGCCUCAGCUGGUGAUCAAAUUAAUGUCUCUUCUUUACUAGGUGGAUUGGAUUGGGCUCCUCAUGUUCCGGUGCCUCCAUCAGCACCCAGUCCAGGCACCUACAUUCCCAGUUCAGCAAUGACACAAACAAAGAAUCCUCCACAUCCCUCUAUGCUGCAUGAAGCUUAUCAUGUUUCUCCACCCAAUCCGAGCACUCCUAUCAUCCCACCUUCAACUACAACGAGUCACAACCCUGCUCCAUUGCUAGGCACACCACAGAUGAGUCCUCUGCCUCCCUCUGUCAACACUGCUCCAUCGCCGCAGAAGAGUCCUCUACCUCCCUUUGUGUCUAACAGGGCUGAUGGGUAUAUGUGCUUUGAAACUGUAUGUGCCAUAUCAACGAUCACAGUGUCAGUGAAAGAAAUACCAUAA
This is a messenger RNA of Quercus robur (English oak), 756 nucleotides long. RefSeq names its product extensin-like. The transcript has 2 exons. Lineage: Eukaryota; Viridiplantae; Streptophyta; Magnoliopsida; Fagales; Fagaceae. The coding region runs from base 1 to 756 and encodes 251 amino acids. The record is from RefSeq and is a predicted model, not a curated record.